Symbiodinium pilosum is the source of this 3345-nucleotide messenger RNA. The record is from the annotation of a GenBank genome assembly. NCBI's taxonomy places the organism in Eukaryota, Dinophyceae, Suessiales, Symbiodiniaceae.
AUGCUGCGCUUCUUCAUCCAGGAUCCAGAUGUAUCAGAAGACCAUGCGCCUUGGGCUGAAGUAGCUUGGUACAAUCAAGCUGCUGACACAAACGAAGGCGUCUCGUGUUAUGAGAUGUCACCUGUGGAGGACAGUUAUCAUAGCCCCAGUUGUGCCUCCAACCUCCAUGCAGCAGGGACAUCCUUGGUUGCACAACUCAGAGCAGACGCAGAUCCAGCGGCAGAUCCAUCAACAAGAAAGCUACCUCCUGGUGAACGGGCAGCUAGAUUGGAGGAUCAAAGAAAAAGACUUGUGGGACUCCAGAUAGAGGGACCCCUGGAAUGCGCCUACAGCACACUUGACCUCUUUGCAGGAAUGAUCUGUGUGUCGCGCAACCAUGAAAUUAUGAACCUUAAGCCGUCAAAGGAGCUGAAAAUAGAUUCAGCAGGAUCAGUAAAUGUUCGCGAAACAGCACCCACGAUGGAGUGCCAAAUCCACACAGAGCUCGAGUGCCAACAGGCCAUGCAACGCAGAGCCCUUGCCAUGGAUGCAGUAGGCCUAAUCAGCUUUGAAGUUGGCAUGGCGUGGAUCAAUUCCCUGUUCAACAUUAUGACUCAACCAGUUGCGCCUGGUUUUGCACGUAUCUCCUUAGUGCAAUUGUUGCGCACGGAUCGCGUGGCCUUUGCAAGAAUGUCAGAGCUCUCCCGAGGAGGCAUUCGUCCAUCAGCAGCUGGGGUACGUCCCCUUGACAAUAUACUCAAGACUAUGCGUGAUGACAGCUCAGUCAUGUUCUACAUGCUUCCGACGCUUGCCAUGCAUGCGCCUCCCAAAAGGACCUGGGACGAAAUGACCUGGGGCAACAAGGGCAAGGAGGCCUUUGGCAAAGGCAAGCUCCCUGAAGCCCUUCGCAAAGCCGGUUGCGUAGCCAUGGACCGUCAAGGCAGACGCCGGUGCUUCGGAUACAAUCUCGACGGAUCGCUGUCCGUUGCCAACACUGGCUCUGCUCCCGCUGCACGUGCCAAAGCCAAAUCCUUCGCAGUGGAAUGGUCGCUCGAACAGCCUCAUCGCUCACUCUUCUGGAAGACCGUAUGGUGGCGUGCUGUCCUACAGCACUUGCGGCCCUACUUCAUUUUCUUUGCCAACUGUAUGCAUGGCGGGGCCCGUCCAAAGCGGACGUGCCUGGCAACGUCGGUUUCUGCAUUGGUUGCACUGUCCCGGGAGUGUGACAACCAACAUACGCAUUUUUCGUGGGGAAAGUGCGGACUAGGAUGGUCCACUACUGCGGAAGUCGAAUAUCCGCAUGAGCUCUGUAAGCUUUGGUCUCAGCUCCUCAUCAUGCAUCUUGUCAAGCAGGGUGCCAUUGCCCCUAUCCAGCAUUCCGCUCAAGACCAGCCACAUGCCUUCAGUUCAGUUUCCACCUUGACUCAGACCCGAAAGAGCCCAGCGCUCAUGCCCGAGUUCAAGCACGUGCAAUCCCUGACUGCCCUUAAGCCACCUGACCUUAAGGCCAAUGCUCAGAUGGACUUGAGCGACCUGAUCAAGAUGCGAACCGUGUUUUUCAAUCAUUGGACCCAACGUGCCAAAGCGCUCACCUGUGAGGAGAAGAAACUCCACCAAUCUUUGCCAACCCAUCGGCGAGAAAUCUUGAAGGGCAAACGUCUUCUUUUGAUGAAGGAGAUGCUUACUGAACUGGGCUACAGGGACGUUACAUUGGUUGAUGAUCUUAUUAGUGGUUUUAGCCUUGUGGGUCAGACGCCAGAUGCAGCUGCCCUGCCCAGCACUUUUCAGCCCGCUUUCCUCAGUGAGGAUGAUCUGCUUCACGAACGCAGAGACGCCAACCUUGCCAUUCUUCAUUCCACUCAGUCAACGGGUGACGCCGAGUUGGAUCACGAGCUUUGGACCAAGUCACAAGAAGAGGUCAACAAAGGCUGGCUAGCCAAAAUAGAUGACCUCAAAGAUGCCGUAAACAAUGGCAGGAUUUCAAGACGCUUUCCCCUACGUCAAGGAGGAAAGGUGAGGUGCGUUGACAACUACUCGGAGAGUCAGAUCAAUGACUCCAUCACCAUCACGUCCAAAGUUACCGUGGACGGGCCUGACACAGUUGCUGCAUCCGCGGCCGAGACCAUCAAAGCCCUGCAGGCAGAAGGUAAGUGUACAAAGCUGAAGGCGCGUGCCUUGGAUCUGAAAAGCGCUUAUCGCCAACUGCCAAUUUCGGAUUCCUCCUUGAAGUAUGCCAGGCUAAGCAUUUUCAAUCCCGAAUCCCAGAAGGCCGAAUGUUUCCAGCAGUACGCCGUUCCCUUCGGUGCAAGAGCAAGCGUUGUUGCUUUCAUAAGGUGCGCGCGAGCUCUCCAGUGGUUAGCUUUGCAAAUUUAUCUCAUUGUAACUUGUUACUUUGACGACUAUUGCAACAUGGCACCGGACCAGGGCAGUGACAAUGCCGAGAAAGCCUUGACCAUGCUGUUCGACCUAUUAGGCUGGAGUUAUGACAGAGAUGGGCCAAAGAGCGGCAGCAUGUCGGAAUCCAUCUCCCUUCUUGGAGUUGUUCUUAACCUCUCGCAAUCAGGUGAGGGCAAAGUCUUGAUUGAGAACACCGCUUCGAGAAAAGAAGAGCUGAAAGAAGAGAUCAGCAGGUUUUUGGCCGCUGGCAGAAUCAACCAACCAGAGACUUCGAAACUCAAGGGCAGGAUGACGUUCGCCGAGGGACAGUUGUUUGGAAGAGUGUGCAGGGCGCUCUUUAAUGCGCUGGGUCGCCACCUUCACGAACAUCCGCCUGGUGGCUUGCUGGACGAUGACUGCCGCGCCAGCAUGACACUUUUCCUUGAAUACAUUCAACAUGGAAGACCGCGCGCAGUGGACGCCCAGUCCAAGACUACAUUCUUCCUUUUCACAGAUGCCCACUUCGAGACGAGCACCUUCACUGGUGGCAUUGGCGCCGUUCUAGUGGACAACCAGGGCAAGGUAGUCCAGUGGUUCUCCCACAUGCUUGACAGGGACAAUUGCCGCCAAAUAGCGACUUCUGAUGAGGAGCAAAUCAUAACGGAGCUAGAGGCUGUGGGCGUUCUUGCGGCAAUCAAUCAAUGGAAAUCUUGGUUUUGCAAGAAGCAGCAGAAGCACAUGGUUUGUUUCCUGGACAAUGAGGGUGCUCGAGGUGCCAUCUUGCGAGGAAGAUCCCACAACUCCUUGCUGAAUGCAAUAGCCCAUCAGAUAUGCGAGACAGAAGACAUCAAUUGCAUUUUCCCUUGGUAUGCGCGCAUCCCUUCGAUCAGCAACUUGGCCGACCCUCCAUCAAGAGGAAUACCCCAUCCGUGGCUAGUGGCCGAUAAAGAAGUCAAGCUUGAGGCCAACUUGUUCGCUUGUUUGGCUUGA